Messenger RNA from Copidosoma floridanum, 2180 nucleotides. RefSeq names its product TNF receptor associated protein 1 (gene Trap1). The record is from RefSeq and is a predicted model, not a curated record. Gene Ontology annotation, biological process: protein folding. Lineage: Eukaryota; Metazoa; Arthropoda; Insecta; Hymenoptera; Encyrtidae. Gene Ontology annotation, molecular function: ATP binding; ATP-dependent protein folding chaperone; ATP hydrolysis activity.
UUGAAAAAUGGCAGCCGUGCUGAGGUUCCACCGUGUACUCCGGUUAGGAAAAUGCUCGAUUUCCUUUCCAUCGUCAGCAUUAGUUAACAAAACUAAUGGUCAACGAUCCUUAACAAAGUACCGGCAAAAUGCAUUGCCAACACCAUUUAAGCAAGCUAGAUUUCUCUCUUCUCAAGCAGAACCACAAAGUUCAGAACCAGACGAGCACAAUAUUAUUAAAGAUACCGAAAAGGCUAUAGGUGGAACAGCUAAGCAUGAAUUCCAGUCAGAAACUCGAGAGUUACUGAAUAUUGUUGCUAAAUCGUUGUACUCUGAUAAGGAGGUCUUUAUCAGAGAAUUAAUUUCCAAUGCAAGUGAUGCCUUGGAAAAGUUAAGACAUAUAAGCCUAGUUGAAAAUUUAUCUGCUGAUGAAGGAGGAGACAGGAACUUUGAAAUCCAUAUAGCUACUGAUAAACAGAAUCGUCUAUUGAUUAUUCAAGAUACAGGGGUAGGGAUGACUAGAGAAGAAUUAAUAUCAAAUCUAGGAACGAUCGCUCGUUCAGGAUCAAAGGCGUUUUUGGAACAAUUGAGCGAAAAAAAAGGCGCGGAUGAAGCGUCGAAAAUUAUUGGUCAAUUUGGAGUUGGUUUUUACAGUUCCUUUAUGGUAGCCGAUAAAGUCGAGGUUUUCACAAAAUCGUACAAAAAGGAUUCAGAAAGCCUCUAUUGGGUUUCUGACGGGUCAGGAUCGUACGAGAUUUCAAAUGCAGAAGGUGUCCAACCAGGAACAAAAAUUGUUUUACAUUUGCGCCCCGACGCUCGGGAAUUCAGCGAUGAUAUAGCUGUAAAUGCUGUCAUCAAGAAGUACAGUAAUUUUGUUGGAAGCCCUAUUUUUGUGAAUGGAAAACGAGCCAAUACGAUAGAGGCGUUGUGGACUCUUGACCCUAAAGAUGUAAAACCAGAACAACACACUGAAUUUUAUCGUUUUAUCAGCAAUUGUUACGAUAACCCUCGGUUUACUUUACAUUAUUCCACUGACGUUCCCAUCAGUAUACGUGCUCUGCUAUACUUUCCUGAAACCAAACCAGGUCUUUUUGAAAUGACGAGGGAUGCUUCAAUUGGUGUAUCAUUGUACAGUAGAAAAGUGUUGAUUCAACAUAAAGCUGAAAAUAUACUUCCAAAAUUCCUUCGAUUUUUAAAGGGAGUUGUAGAUUCAGAAGAUAUUCCACUAAAUUUAAGUAGAGAGUUAUUGCAGAAUAGCGCAUUGAUUUCAAAAAUACGGGAUGUCAUAACUACUCGAGUCGUUAGAUUUUUGCAAGAACAGGCGAAAAAACAUCCUGAAGAGUACCUCGAGUUUUAUAGAGACUACAAUACUUUUUUUAAAGAAGGCAUCGUAACCAGCACGGAUGAUACUGGAAGGGAGGAAAUAAGCAAGCUUUUACGAUUUGAAUCUUCUAAUAAACCACCUGGUGAAGUGCUAAGCCUUCCGGAGUACUGUGAAAGACUUGCAGAGGGUCAAAAAUAUAUUUAUUAUUUAGCAGCUCCAAACCGAACUUUAGCUGAGAAUUCGCCAUACUUUGAGUCGUUCAAAAAACGCAACGUAGAAGUAUUGUUCUGUUAUGAACCUUAUGAUGAACUAAUCUUCAUGCAUAUGAAAAAAUUCAAAUCAUUUGAUGUAAUAUCUGUCGAAAAAGAGAUGCGACAAAAUACGGAGCCAGCAGAUAAAACAGAACUAUUCAAAGAUGAAGAACUUCUUUCCUACAUGAAAAGUAUUUUAAAGAAUAAGGCUUUUGAUGUCAAAAUUACGGACCGUUUAGAGAAUCACCCUUGCGUGGUCACGGUUCAGGACAUGGCAAAUGCUAGACACUUUAUUCGAUCGCAAGGUUACCAGUUGAGUGAUGAAAUGCGCUAUAGUCUUCUUCAGCCACGUUUGGAGAUAAAUCCUAACCAUCCUUUGAUAAAAAAUCUCAAAAAACUAACUGAGACGGAUAAACCGAUUGCUGAUCGUUUAACUGAGCAGCUCUUCAUGAACGCCAUGGUCUCAGCUGGUCUUGUCGAUGAUUCCAAAGGGUUACUUAUUUCUAUGAAUCAGCUGUUAACGAUGAUCCUUGACAAGAAGUUUAAUGAAAAGUAAUGUAGAUUAAGUAAUGAAAACUUUAUGUUGUAAAUAUUUUAAUGUUUAAUUUGAAAAAAAAAUUUUUAUA